UUGGGGAGUAGCAGCGAGUGUAGGCUCAGGGGAAAGGCUGCGGGUAGGUAGCACAGGGACUUGUGUCCUCUGCGGUUCAUCCAACCGCUCCCCGCUCUUUUACAGUUGGAUAUUUUUAUACAGUCCACUAACGUUCCGUUUGAAAACAGUUUCGUCACAGAAACUAAACAAUCAUUAAAAUAUUCUCGAAAUUAAUCAGUGGCAAUGGAUGAUCUCAUUACCUUGGCAGCAAGUUAUUUGACAGCUUUGGUGCCAAUCAUUAUUAAACCAAUCGGUCUGCCUAUAUGAUUGGACAAAACGUGUCGGUGCCCUCCCCUGAUCGACUUCUACAGUAAAUUGAAAGCGAAAUACGGUUGUUCAUUGAAUGAAUGACAUCGGAAAACAAACCCUCUUGCUACUCCGGUUUUCUUGAAGUGCUGUUUGCUGUCCUGUCGGCAGUCAGACCUGCCUCUCUGGAGAUGCAGAGGAGAACAUCAUCUUAAAAGACCUUCAGAAAACAGUUCCUGACAUGGACAAGGUUUUUUGUACAGAUUGUAAGGAACAGAGAUUAGCACAGAGUCUCUGCCCUUACUGUAACAAAUGGCUGUGCUUGAGAUGUACCGAUCUACACCGCCAUGCGACAGAUAGCAAAAUGAACGUCUUGUCAGAAACUGAGAGGAUGCAACCCAAUACUGAUGCUGAAGGUCGGUCACAGGAACUCCUGUAUUGUCAGCAGCACAAUCGGGAACCUCUGUGUUUAUUUUGUGAAACGUGUGCCAUGUUGACCUGCAGUAGCUGCCACCUUUCAUCACACAAAAAUCACAGGCUUUUCCAUGUUGGUAAGGCCAUUCAAAACCAACAGAGGCUUUUUGAAAGUUUAACAGCACAAGUGGAGGACAAGAAAGCAACCAUGAAGAACUCCACUAAACAAAUCGAAUCCAGGUUACAUGACAUAAAAGUCAUGCGCAGGAAAACAGAAAACCAGAUUCAAAUGGCAAAGAUGAUCAUGAUGAAUGAAAUAAACAAGCGAGCCAAUGUACUGUUGGAACAACUUGAGAGGAUAACGGAUCAUUAUAAGUUGAGUCUGGAAUACAAGCAGCAUGGAAUUGUAGACCUUUGUCAGCAGCUAGAACAAGUGCAGAACUUUAUAAACUGGGCAACAGCUCAUGACAAGAGCAUUCCAUUCCUCUAUAGUAAGGAACUGCUUACAUUUCAGAUGCAACGCUUGCAUGAAUCCCAGCUCCAUGCAAAUGUGGGUCCUGCUAAUAAAGUCAACUUCUACUGGGAUGCCAGUUUCUGGACCAAGCAGAUUUCACUCUUUGGUCAGCUGACAACAGACACAGCUCACCAAGGCUUUCCAAACAAUGCUAACAUACACCGACCCCAACCUCUCAUUUGUCAAGGCCUGCCAGCAGCCAUACAUCACAGACCUGUAGAUCAAGCCAAUGAGUUCCAGCCAUGUUUUCAACAACUGACCCCUGUCUAUUGUGGACAGUGCCAUCAUAGGCCUCAAGCUCUCCAAGAACAUCUCGCCCAACAGUGUAUGCACCUUACAGAAACAAACAGAGGGCACACACGGUUGCAGCAACAGAAUCCCAUGGGUCAACAUGAACUAGAGCAGGGCAGGAGGUAUCGGCGGACAAUGCCUUACCCCAUGAAGACAACACAGCCCUUGAAAGUACCUCAACUAGCACAGCUUGAGCAGGAUCAGCAGGCAGGUAUGGGAGCGCACUUACAAAUGAAGCAGUUGGAGCAAAACGCCUAUCCAGUUAGUUGCACGCUGCCGUCACACAGGAUUCACCAGCAGAUGCAUCUCCACCGGGCUCCACCAAGAAUGAAAGCCCCCCAGACACACAUGGCACAGCAACAGCCUGUGGUGCAGCGCAGCCAUUUGCAGCAGAUGCAACUCCUGCAGCAACGACAGAUGCAGAAAACAGAGCCCCUGUUACUGGACCACGCAGUGCAGCAUGGCGUCCUGCAACCCAGCCAACUGGAGCAAAUGCAAAAAGUCCCAAAGGUCCUGCAGCAGACUCAGGAGCCCAAACUGCAUCUCCAGCCCCCAGCAAAACCCCAGCAGUUUCAGCAAUCCAGAGUGGGGCAAAUCAAUUACAUUGUGAGACAGCAGCCUGUUCAACCUCAGAAUGGUGUGCAGCAGCAAAGCUUCCAGCCAGCACAGAAUAAUGGUCGGGUUCAGCAGACUGAGCAGCUGCAGCAGGAAGCUGAGCUCCAGCAACACAAUGAGAACCAUGGGAUGACUCAUGCAAGUGUGGUGAACCAAAUCGAUUGUGCAUCAGGAGCCGCUGCUGACAGGGAUCCUGCCUCGCAGAAAAUGGCCGUGCCAGCCAACCAACCCCUGAGCCUCGCACCAAAAAUAACUGACCUAAUAUCUGAGAAAAGGGCUCAUGAAAACACCCAGCAAGAUUCAGCACCUUUCCCAAGGCCUGAAACACACUCGUCCCCCGAGGACCUGCAUGAUAACCUAGCAACACAUAACAGGGACCAAGGGAGCAUGGAAUUCAAGGAAGGUGACCGUAUCUUAAAAGGACGAAUUAAAGAGGACGGUGAAAAUACAUUUGAUGAACCAAUAAAUUUGUCUUUCAACGAACACCAGUUCUUUGGAACGCCCCCCAUGUCCUCUGCUGGUCUUCGUAUCUCUCCUGUAACAGCUGGCAGCAUAUUUGAAGGUGAAGAUAAUGAAAUUAAUGGAAAUACAUCACAGAAUAAUAUCAGAGCACCCGAAAAUGUGAUGGUCCCGUUUGUCAAGCUGGAACGUUUAAAAAUUUGUCAAGGUGCUGGUCAACUACCAGUGUUCAAACUGCAGCCAGACUGUAGCCAGACGGAUGGCAGUUAUUUCAUUCUGAUGGAAGUGAAAAACGAGCCUCCAGCAGCAACUGAACAAGUAUGGGAAAUGGAUAACACUGCUCAAGAGGUUAAUACGAAUAUGGCAGCCCUUUUUGAUGACACAGUCAACCCUCCACAGACCAACCAUUUGCAGUCACAAGAUGACCCUAACCACAUAUCACUGGACAGUUCAGACUUGCACAGGCUCACUCAAAGCUGUGAUCCCAAAGACCCAGAGCCAACACUGCUCAGUGGUGACAAAGAGGAACCUCCCUGUACAGAUCUGCCUGAGAUGGAGGAAGCCAGUGCAAUGGAGAACGAGGAUUUCUGUGCAGUCUGCCUCAAUGGAGGGGAUCUGCUGUGUUGUGAUCGAUGCCCUAAGGUUUUCCAUCUCCCCUGUCAUGUGCCUUCACUGCUGAGCUUCCCAGUGGGUGAGUGGGUGUGUUCACUGUGCCGUAACCUGCAGAUUCCAGAGAUGAAAUACGACUGUGAAAACACUCGCCUGAUUCAAGAACAUAAAGGGAAAAGACCACAAUAUGGGCUUUCACUCUAUGACCAAAGGAAAUGUGAAAGACUGAUUCUCUACAUUUACUGCAACACCCUCAGCUUGCCUUUCCAUGAGCCUGUCAGUCCUUUGGCACGCCAUUACUACCAAAUAAUAAAGAAACCAAUAGACCUGUCUGUUAUAAGAAGCAAACUCAACAAGAGGAGCCCUCUCUGUUAUUACACCCCUGAGGAGUUUGUGGCUGAUGUUUUCCUGAUGUUCAGGAACUGUGCAAAAUUUAACUAUCCAGAUUCUGAGGUGGCCCAAGCAGGGAGCAGCCUGGAGGCUUUCUUCAAUGAGAAGCUCAAAGAGGUGUUCCCAGAUAAAGCCUUUCAGGAUUUGACGGAUGACUCGGAUCCAGAAGAGUUUGAUGGUGUGUAUAAGGUGGGCAUGAAUGGCUUUCUUUGGCCACCAGAGGAAAAGGAGCCCUGUCAUAUCAAACGAAGACGGCGGAACUCUGUCGGCUGCAAAAGACAUCAGGUUUAACCAAGGACACUGCUGAAUAUAUGCUUUCUGGAAGUGAUAACGACCCACAUUAACCCCAUAUAUCCAAUCUGCUGAAGGGGCAAUGGCAAGUGUUCUUAAUAUGCGAUUUCACAAACAUGUGAUUCUUAACUCCUCUUAAGUGAUUUGCAAGGAGGAAUGUUCCUAAAAGGGAGGUUGUUUUACUGAUUGCUUUUUCUUCAUGCCGUCUUUUAAAAAUGUUUUGUUUGUACCGGGUUGUAUUUUAAGUGACUUUCAUUUAUCUGUUAAUAUGUAUGGAUUUUACCUGUUUCUAUUUUUUAAAGAUGUGAAGUAGAAUAUAAUAGUUUAUGCAAAUGGUAAUGUUUUUUUAAAAAAACUAAACCCCAAAAAACCCUCAGGUUAACUGGCAUUGCUGUUAAAUCUCUUUUUUUUUUUUUUUUUUUUUUUUUUUUUUUUUUUUUUACAGCUAAUUAGUUGCAUGCAACAGCUUUUAAUGGACCAAUUAACUAAAACAUUACUCUGCAUUCUGUUAAACAGGCAGCACAACUUAUUGAACUGCAGAUUGCAGGGGGAUUUCAUUUUACAUUCUGUUAUGUUCUCUGUAUUUUCUCUCAUUUCAUAUUUUGUAUUGACUUUCUGUAACUAGAACAGUAACAUGGCCAGCAGAACUGCAGUUUCUAUUUCAUCCAACAGGUGGCAAUAAUGCUUCAGACUUACAGCAUGCGAAAUGAUGUAUUAGUCCAGGGGAGCCUGAGGGCUGCAGAGAGGCCAUCAAGAAGUUUGAAUGUUUAUUCUCUUACAAAUAAAACUUUGAUUUAUUUUUC
Molecule: messenger RNA, 4653 nt
Organism: Acipenser ruthenus (sterlet)
Lineage: Eukaryota; Metazoa; Chordata; Actinopteri; Acipenseriformes; Acipenseridae
Product: tripartite motif-containing protein 66-like
Exons: 18
Coding region: 509-3850 (1113 amino acids)
Molecular function (GO): zinc ion binding; protein binding
Source: RefSeq, a predicted model, not a curated record